AACAUAACCCUGAUGCCACAUCACACGUUAGUUUUGGAUUAAAUAUGAUAGGCAAGCCCAAAUCGAAUCAAGCCAUGCGGGCCAAGAACUUCAGGAAGAGAACCCUAGAUCUGCAUGGUAAUGAUACCGAUGACGACGAAGAGGAGCGCCGGUUGGCAUUGGAGGAGGUGAAGCUCCGUCAGAAGCAACGGGAGAAGAAGGACGGAAUCCCGGCUCUCUCCACAACUCCACAGCAUUCAUCAGUCGGCCCCGGAUCCGCCUUCCGCAAGGGCUACGCCGGCAGAGGAGGAGGGGGCGGCGAUAAAGGCGAUGGAGAUGGCGGCAAGGAGGACCUCGUUCUGCAGGAUACCUUUGCUCAGGAGACAGCUGUUACCAUCGAGGACCCCAACAUGCUUAAGUAUGUGGAGCGAGAACUGGCAAAGAGGCACGGUAAGAAGAUCGACUCAGGUGAGAAGGAGGAGAAAGAUCCAAUGGAUGAAUUGUAUGUUGUGCCUGAACAUCUUAAGGUGAAGAAGAGGAAUUCGGAAGAAAGCUCGACACAGUGGACAACGGGGAUUGCUGAAAUCCAGCUUCCGAUAGAAUACAAGCUACGGAAUAUUGAAGAAACUGAGGCUGCCAAAAAGUUAUUGCAAGAGAAGAGACUUGUCAGGAAAACUAAAUCGGAGUUAAAUAUUCCUUCAAGUUAUAGUGCAGAUUACUUCCAACGUGGUCGGGAUUUUGCAGAAAAGCUUCAGAGAGAGCAUCCAGAGUUGUACAAAGGCCAAGGUACGAGAGAAAAUGAAAGGGAUGGAAAACCAACAGAAACUUCAGAUGCUGCAAGAUGGAGGCAAACUGCUACCGAUGAGUUUAUGCUUGAGAGAUUUCGGAAACGAGAAAGAAAUCGCGUGAUGCGAAGAUAAUCUUAAAUGUAA
Zingiber officinale is the source of this 911-nucleotide messenger RNA. RefSeq names its product protein COP1 SUPPRESSOR 2-like. The transcript has 6 exons. The record is from RefSeq and is a predicted model, not a curated record. Gene Ontology annotation, cellular component: spliceosomal complex. Bases 45 to 899 code for a protein of 284 amino acids. Gene Ontology annotation, biological process: mRNA splicing, via spliceosome. Lineage: Eukaryota; Viridiplantae; Streptophyta; Magnoliopsida; Zingiberales; Zingiberaceae.